GUAUUUUAAGAGAAGAGUACAACAACCAAAAGGACGAGCACAAAGAGAUUGUGCUAGUAAGAAGCAAGUGAAUUCGAAUUCUGUGUUGAAUACUUAGCCUUUGUGAACUUCUCAAAAGAGCUGCAGCAUGAUAUUCUCUGCUUACCAUAAGACAAAUUCUCUACUCUACAUUGUGGAUCCCUCCGAUACUAACAGUUUUAUUACGGUAGAAAUCAGUCAUAAUUCGCACGUCCUGUCCGUAUUGGACUUAUCGUGUUCGUUUCUUCUAAGGCUAGGCCCUGUUACGAUUGAAGGAAGAUGAGUGACAUAUUCGUCGCUCCUGCAAUCAUCAGCGACGAUGACGCAAGAAAGCUUCCAAGCCUUAUUGAGUCCGCUGUCGACAAGCGGCAACCAUCUUACACUUUACAGCAGUUGAAUCAGUUAAUAUUAUAUCGUCCUGAAGAUGUAGAUCUCGAUCCACUUGCGAUCGUACCACUGCUACUACCGAGUUCCUUGGAGGGCGCUGAGAUACUCCUCGAGACUGUUGGCUCAAGAUGUAGUCCGAGGGAAGCUUUGAUAGCCAUUCAAGAAGCUGUUGAAAGACUCGAGAGAGCCGCCGAUGAUGAGGAGGAUACAGAGAACGACGCUGAUAACGUUCUCUUGGCUGCUGCGCAAAUCGUGCGUAUCAUUCAGUUAUACGCCAUUGUGUUACCUCGGCUGGAAAAAAGGAAGAAGACCGCCAGUGAGAUCCUGCGACCUUUGAUAUCUCAAGUCCAAGGCACGGUCUCUGCUGUCAGUCAACACACUGAUGUGGAUGCUCAGAAUCUGGUAUGGUCACUGUCAGGUCUCACAGGCGCCAUCCGUGGGUGGGUUGGAAAUGAUCCUGAAGAACAAGGAGUGGUCGCGGUUAUCCUCUGCGAUUUCCUCCGUGAGAUUGUGCAGAGCAAUGCCAACAGUCUACGUGCUGGACUGAUCGCAAGAGCCUUUGAGAGACAGUACCCUAAUCUCAGAAUGCCAAUAUGGUCUAUAGAAGGUCCUUCCGAGGUCCAGAACGCUGCAGUAGUGUCGAAUGUCUUGGAUGCCCUGAGCGAUCUCGGCUUGUCAAUCAAUACACUAACGUCUCAGCCUUCGAUAAGCUCCUUGAUCCUGAUCGCUCACUCGUCGCAGCCGAACAUGAAUUUGAAGACUCUCGGAUCCUUUUUGCCCAUUAUAUUGGGUUCGAUGCAGAGCAAUGCAGCGCUCGAUGAGACUUUGUCCGUUCUCCUUGAAUCGCUAGGUCCUCUUCGGAACGUGUCACCUCGUCCCGAACUAUCUGUUGACCUAGUAGUACCUCUUGUCCAUGUUCUGGCACCAUUGGCUGGUGUGCAUCCGGACCCCACCACGCGACAUGCCACAUAUCGUAUCCUUUCCCUCGUGCUCUCCCUUGCCCCUUCACUUGUCCGUCUGAAGCUCCUCAAGGAUCUCGUUACAGAUGACGACGAGUCGAUGCAGAAGAUGAGUGUAGCAGCAAUCGGUUUGGUCAAAGAAGCCAUCCUCGAAGCUCUUUCCAAACCACCAUCUACAGGAAGUCCAUCGAGCGUUUUCAGCUCACCAUUGUUCAUGCAAGAGCUCGGCUCCAUUCUAUUCCUGAGGCAGCCGAACAACUUGACAGCGCCUUUAGUAAAGUUCUUGGAGUCAUCGGAGCCAUUACGCCUGGUUGAGAGUCUAGGAUUGCUCUACGUGCUUCUACUGCGCGACGUCGGUAAUACGACUGGAGUAAGGGAACGUGGUUUCUUAAAGGAAGUACAAAGAACGCUGCUGGAUCCUUUGAAGCUCCAAUUGGAUUCGUGGGAGAAAGAAUUUCCUAGCCUUCCGGAUCUCGACCACGCAGAGAUGCAACUCGGUAUCAUAGACAUGUGGCUAGAUAGGAUUUCGUCUGCGAUCGUGGAUGUAUCGGGCGAAUCCAAUUGACUAGUUCUCGCUAUGCAUAUUUCGUACGUAGCGUGAUUUGGCAUGAGCUGGUUUCCGAUGGCCUUGACGGGCCCUCCAAAUCUGCGCUUGAGAUACGAUCUCAUGUGAUUCGGACUAUUAUCGGAGACACUGCCGAAUAUAGAUGGCCCUAACCACACGGGCCUUCUCGUAACAACCUUUUCCUAGACGUAACCGUUUUACUCGUAUUCGAGGUAUUUGGUUUCCACAU
Somion occarium is the source of this 2158-nucleotide messenger RNA. NCBI's taxonomy places the organism in Eukaryota, Fungi, Basidiomycota, Agaricomycetes, Polyporales, Cerrenaceae. The record is from the annotation of a GenBank genome assembly.